Molecule: messenger RNA, 1358 nt
Organism: Cucurbita moschata (crookneck pumpkin)
Lineage: Eukaryota; Viridiplantae; Streptophyta; Magnoliopsida; Cucurbitales; Cucurbitaceae
Product: protein YIPF1 homolog
Exons: 6
Coding region: 136-942 (268 amino acids)
Biological process (GO): vesicle-mediated transport
Cellular component (GO): Golgi apparatus; membrane
Molecular function (GO): small GTPase binding
Source: RefSeq, a predicted model, not a curated record
UGACCAACAAUGACUGCAACAUUAGGGCUCGUACCUUGGGAUGAAUUUCUGAGGCCGCCUAAUAAUUUCAGUUUUCCUCUUCCUUUCGGUGUUUCGCCUUUUUCUGGCUUCGGUGCUUGAUCGCUUUCUUUCUCCAUGGACGAGACUUACAUUAAUCUCCCUACUAGCCAUUUGCUUGGCUCAGUCCCUGCUGUAAUCACUGAUGAGAAGAAUGGUACAGACCAUGAAAACCCAGCAGCAAGUAUGGAGACAUUUCCCCCCCAUAAUGGAGGGGACAGAGGGAGAGGCUAUCAAACUCUUGAAAGUCCAAGUGAUUCUCAGCAGCAAACAUCAAAUGACUGGAAGGGGGUAUUUAGUGUAACAUCUUACGCUCAAUAUUUCAAUGUGGAUUCAGACAUUGUCUUGAAUAGAUUGAUUAGUUCCUUGUAUCCCCUUGGUGGAGAUUUUUCUAGCAAGAUUGAUGCGAACCCUGACCUAUAUGGGCUUGUGUGGAUCACCACUACAUUGGUCUUUGUCCUUGCGGCACUUGGAAACUGUGCGACCUUCCUUAUGCAAAAGCGAAGUGAUCAUGGUACUGCAUGGAGCUUUGAUGUCAGCUAUGUGAAUGUGGCCGCUGGGUCUGUUUAUGGUUACGCGAUCUUGGUGCCCAUGGCAUUUUACUUUUCACUUCAGUACUUGGGAUCAAAUUCUAGCCUCAUAAGAUUUUGGUGCUUGUGGGGCUAUUCUCUGUUCAUUUUUAUUCUGGCAUCUUUUCUGUUGCUCAUCCCGGUUGAAUUUCUGCGCUGGUUCAUUAUACUCCUUUCUGGUGCUGCUUCAGCAAGUUUUGUUACUUUGAACCUGAGGUCCUAUAUUGAGGGAAAUAAUCUUUCAGUUAUGGUAGUUGCUGCAUUUUUCUUGCAAAUGGCUUUGGCAAUCUUCAUCAAAGUGUGGUUCUUUCCUUGAGCGUGCUCACUCAGCUUUUUGCUAUCUUCUGACCAUCUUAUGUUUGCUUUGUUUCUGAGUGCUGACCUCGUAGACUGAAGAAUGAUUUCCUCUUGGUUGGUUUGGAAGUUCUCGGUUCCUGGAAUUCGUGUGAUGGGAGUGUCAGAAAAAGAACAUCAACAGCAUAGUUUUUAUGAUUGGAAGUGAUAGGCUUUUGUCGUGAUAGCAGCAUCUAACUUGUUCACGGUAAGUAUUCUCAGAUGGGCUUCCCUCUUUAUGAUUAUUGACCGAGGAGAGUGGAAUCUUUCAUUGUCUUUGAUUAUAAAUUUUCGUCUUGUAUUCCACUAAAACACAGACGCCGUUGUAAAUAGAUGUUAAAGAUUGUACUUUGCUGUAAUUGAGUUUGAAUAUAGGUUCUUUGGUUGCCUCCUCCUUGA